Ipomoea nil (Japanese morning glory) is the source of this 678-nucleotide messenger RNA. RefSeq names its product interaptin-like. The record is from RefSeq and is a predicted model, not a curated record. Bases 1 to 678 code for a protein of 225 amino acids. The transcript has 3 exons. Lineage: Eukaryota; Viridiplantae; Streptophyta; Magnoliopsida; Solanales; Convolvulaceae.
AUGGCAGCUGUUUCAAAAUUAAGAGGAUGCAUCCGCCAAAUUGAAAACAUGAACCCAAGUGGAGCGUCUGAAGAAGACAUUCUAGAUAGAGCAAAAGAUUUAAUGUCACAAGAUGCCAAAUUUCAAAAGGGGUUUAGAUUUGAUCACAUAUGGCCAAUCCUUAAGGACCUCGAGAAAUUUAGUGCUACUCCUAAUAGAGACCAAAGUCCUGACCAAGUUAAUGAAAACAACAAUGCAAGCGAACGUCCUACUGGAAGGAACAAGGAGAAAAAGAAGAAACAACUCAAUAAAGAAAGUAAGGAAUUUUUAAAAUCCAUCCAAGUAGAAAAUGAACAGAUCAAAAAAAUGUUCGAAAAUCAUCAAGAUAUACUUCAAAAAAAUAUUGAGGUUCAGUUGUUAAAAGCUCAAACUGAAGCAAAGAAAGUAGAGUUGGCAGAACGACAAGAAGCGAAUAAAGAGCGUCGAGAAGAGAAGAGAGAGUGUCGAGAAGAGAACAAAAUCUUACGCAUAAAUUUAGAUUCUAUCACAGACCCAAUGGUGCGGGCGUCUAUAAGGAAUGAACAACUACAAAUUGUUGCCAAGAGAGCUAAUGAGCAAACAAGUGUUGAAUCAAGUAGUAAAUUUACUCAAUAUUUUGAUAAUUUGGGAGGAAAUGGGGGUGGUCUUGGAGAUUAUUAG